Molecule: messenger RNA, 9622 nt
Organism: Grus americana (Whooping crane)
Lineage: Eukaryota; Metazoa; Chordata; Aves; Gruiformes; Gruidae
Gene: TNRC6C
Product: trinucleotide repeat containing adaptor 6C
Exons: 24
Coding region: 2063-8074 (2003 amino acids)
Biological process (GO): positive regulation of nuclear-transcribed mRNA poly(A) tail shortening; miRNA-mediated post-transcriptional gene silencing
Cellular component (GO): P-body; nucleoplasm
Molecular function (GO): RNA binding; protein binding
Source: RefSeq, a predicted model, not a curated record
GGGAGCGCGCGGCGGAGCCUCCCCGCGGUCUCGCGCUGCCUGGCGGGGCUCUUGUCAGUUAGCAACAAAAUGGCCGCGGUGGCAGCAGCUCUGCUCCUGAGGACGGCGGCGGUGGCGGCGGCGUCCGUGGCGGUGGCGGUAGCGGCGGCGGCAGCGGCGACGCGGAGGAGCGGGGGACCGGCCUGGCAGCACUGAGCCCGGCACCGCCUGCCUGCGAGCGGACGAGGCGAGAGAGCGACCGGGAGAAGCGGAGAGAGGCGCUGCGGGCCCCCCCCCCCCGCCCCAGCCUCCGCCAGCAAGCCCGGCUGACUGACCGACUCUGCCCGAGGCGCUGCUGCAGCCCCCUGGGGAGACGCUGCCGCCUCGGCCCCCGGCCUCCCCCACUCCCCGCCUUCCCCCGGGGGCACGGGCGCCCGGGUCCCUGCCUCCCGGCGAGGGGCUCCGCUGCCGCAGCCUCCCGCCGCCCUUCCCCCCCCUGCCGUCCGAUCCCUCCGGAGGAGACGGAGAGAGCCCGCGGGAUCUCUCUUCUCCUGCCCCCGGAUCCCCUGUGCGAGCGAGGCAGACAGACUGUUGGGUUUCCCCACUCCCCCCGUCGCGUCCCCCCCUCCCUCUGUGAAAGACUUUGCUGGAUCCUCCUACUCGGAUCCCCUCCCCGCGCUCGCUCCUUCCUGCGAGAGAGGCUGCUGGAUCCUCCUCCCGCCGGAGAGGCUGCUGGAUCGCUCUGCCGGGGUCCCUGCCAGAGAGACGCGGAUCCUCCUCCCCUGAGAGACUGCUGCGGAUCCUCCGCCCCUCCUCGGAUCUCCCUGGAGCGAGAGACUCGGCGGGAUCCUCCUCCUACCCGGAGCCUCAUGUGAGACUCCGGAUCCCCCCGUGGCUCCGUGGUUUGUUUGGGUUUUUGUUGUGUUUUGUUUUUUUUUUUCUUUUUUUGAAGGGGGGGGAUCCAUCUUAAAAACUAUUUUCUGGGUCCCAGUUUCUCUUUUUAAUUUGCACUUUUUAAAACCCCCUCAGAUGCUCCUCCAUGUGGACUGAGAACCCAUCAAGACACACACACGAGAACUCAUCCCGAUCAACUCCAAAUCCUGGCUUUCGUGGGUUUUGCUGCAACACAUAAAAGCAAACUUGUACUUAAGACACACUCGUGCAGAAAUUUAGCUGGGGACCUUAAGGUGUAUUUUGUCUUGGUUUCUUGGUCUUGUUUUGGUUUUGUUUUUUGGUUUUUUUUGCUUCACUGGAAAUCAAAAGCUUGUUUUGGAAUUGGACCUGCCUUUGCUGCACUUCACCUCUGGGCUGGAUAACACUGAAGCUCUUUGCUUUUCUACUUGGAUAGUGUUUUCCUGUUGAUCUGUUGGUUUUUUUUCUUCUGUGUGGCAGACUUUUUUUUUUUUUGAAGGGGGGGUAAACAAACGACAACAAAAAAAACACUUAAUUUUUUUGGCCGUGUGAGAUUUUUUCGUAUUCAGAUUUGUGAAAUUACGGGUACACUUACAAAAAAAAGAAAAGAAGCAUUAAAAUAAGAAAGGAACACGUCAGAAAGACCCUUACACGGUAGACAAAAUACUCACUUGUUUCCUUACAGCAAGACUGAAUCGAAAGCUGCCAAAGAGCCCCAUAAAGAAAAGACUAAAAGGUAAGAAGGGGUAAUAGCCUCUCUUAAUCUGGGCAUGGUAGAAGUCAGCAGUGGGAGAGACCUGCUAAGCCAGUGCAUACCUCCUUUUCUCACAAGUCUAUACCAGAUUAUUAUCAUUUUUUUUACUGCUUAUUAGUCAAUGAAGCAAGUAACACCCCAAAAUACUUGAAAAUACAUUUAUUGUUAUCAUAUUUUUUUUUUUUUUGCUUUAAACAACUUGGGGAAAUACUUUUUUACACACUAAAAUUAAUUCAGUAUUUUUCUAUGUGCGUUUUCCCAGUUCAAAUAGCUGUUGGGAACAAAAUAGCAAACAGAAGUGCCAUUUGCGAGUACGUUGUGCCACUUAGACAUUCCAACCGCUUCUGUUGCAGACAUGACCGUGUUGCACUUGCUUUGUAACUUAGACGUGUGAAAAUUAUUGCAAAGCUUUUGGAAAUGAUCCCAAGCCUGGAAAAGGAGCAGUGUGGGUAUGGUCAGCAGUGCUGCUCUGGUGGGGAGAAAGAACAAGAAACACAAGAAGAGGAACAUUUGAUGGAAGAAAAGAAAAAGAAAAAGCAGGAAGAAAAGAAAAAGAAGGAAGGUGCUCAGAAAAAGGCUGCUGAACAAAAAACCAAAGUGCCAGAACCUAUUAAGACCAGUUUAAGCCAGCCCCAACCUGCCGGUACCGGUACCAGUACUUCCACCAGCACUAUUACCAACAGCAGCAAUGGCAAGCGUGCGUCUGCUAAUGGGCAGCAGCCAGCCGCGUCCCGUUACCUGCCUCGUGAGGUGCCUCCACGCUUCCGCCAGCAAGAACAGAAGCAGCUCCUAAAGCGGGGUCAGCCACUGCCUACGGGGACUCUGACCGGCACCAGCCCAGCACAAGGUACUGGACAAGCAGGGGCGAGUCCUCCUCCCCAGCAAGGAGCAGGUGGGCAGCAUCAUCCCAGUAAGACCCCAACAGAUCUCAGCCACAGUGGAUUGGGAGACCAUUAUGAGAAUUCCCACUGGGGACAGCAGCCCGCUUUCAGGAGUGAAGGCAACUGCAGCUGGGAUAAAGUGAUAAUAGACAGGACUGACAAGGAAGCGUGGCCUUCCAUUACCGGAGCUGAGACUGAGUCUGCCUCAGAAUGUACUACAGACACUGACUCUGCCUCCAACUGUGGCUCAGAGAACAGUAGCAUGGCUACAGGGAGUGCCCAAGGCAACUUCACUGGACAUACAAAGAAAACUAAUGGCAAUAAUGGCGCCAACGGAGCACUCGUCCAAAGCACUUCUAACCAGAGUGCCCUUGGAGCUGGUGGAGCAAACGGUAACGGCAACUCGGCCAGAGUGUGGGGAGUGGCUGCGGGCUCCAGCUCUGGCCUAGCUCACUGCUCUGCCAGCGGUGGGGAUGGAAAGAUGGACAACAUGAUGGGAGAUGGUAGAAGUCAGAACUGCUGGGGUGCUUCCAACUCGAAUGCUGGCAUUAAUCUUAACCUUAACCCUAAUGCCAAUCCAGCUGCCUGGCCUGUACUUGGACAUGAAGGAACUGUGGGAGCAGGCAACCCUUCCAGUAUUUGCAGUCCAGUCAGUGCCAUAGGUCAGAACAUGGGCAACCAGAAUGGGAACCCAACAGGCACCUUAGGUGCUUGGGGAAACUUGCUGCCGCAAGAGAGCACAGAACCACAAACGUCCACUUCUCAGAAUGUGUCUUUCAGCGUACAACCUCAGAACCUUAACACUGAUGGACCAAAUAACACUAACCCCAUGAACUCUUCACCAAACCCUAUCAAUGCAAUGCAGACAAAUGGACUGCCGAACUGGGGGAUGGCUGUUGGUAUGGGGGCCAUCAUCCCGCCCCACCUGCAAGGCCUUCCUGGUGCUAACGGAACAUCAGUUUCUCAAGUCAGCGGGGGCAGUGGUGAAGGAAUAGGCAGUUCAGUGUGGGGGAUGUCCCCAGGUAAUCCUGCCACAGGAAACAGCAAUUCUGGGUUCAGUCAGGGGAAUGGAGACACUGUGAACUCAGCAUUAAGUGCUAAACAAAAUGGAUCCAGCAGUGCUGCGCAAAAGGAAGGAAAUGGAGCGAGCGCGUGGGAUUCGGGGCCUCCCUCUGGUCCUGGGGUACUGGCGUGGGGCAGGGGCGGUGGCAACGGCGGUGUUGGUAGCAUGCAUUCUGGAGCUUGGGGCCACCCCAACCGUAACACCAGUAACGGUGUGAACGGUGACUGGGGCAAGCCCCCAAACCAGCAUUCCAAUAGCGACAUCAAUGGGAAAGGAUCAGCAGGGUGGGAUAGCUCUAGUGUUACCAGUCCGAAUCCUGCCAUGCAGCAGGGCAAUGAACAAAUAAACUCUUGGGCCAAAGCUGCAGCAUCUGGCACCACAGCUAGCGAAGGAAGUAACGACAGCAGUGGGAGUCAAAACGAAGGCAGUACUGGGAGGGAGGGGGCUGGAGAGGGCAGGAGGAGAGACAAAGGGAUGAUAGACCAAGGGCAAGUUCAGUUGCCAAGAAAUGACCUUGACCCCAGGGUCCUGUCCAAUACGGGGUGGGGACAGACCCCUGUCAAGCAAAACACUGCCUGGGAAUUUGAAGAGUCCCCAAGGUCCGAACGGAAGAAUGACAAUGGAACAGAGGCCUGGGGUUGUGCAGCUACUCAAUCUUCAAACUCAGGGGGGAAGAACGAUGGGUCCAUCAUGAACAGUACAAAUACCUCUUCAGUAUCUGGGUGGGUCAACUCUCCACCGGCAGCUGUUCCAACAAAUACAGGUUGGGGAGACAAUAACAACAAAGCACCAAAUGGCCCAGGGGGGUGGGGAGAGUCAGCAAGCUCUACUACUGUUAAUAAUGCUGCUGCUGCCAAAAGCGGCCACGCUUGGAGUGGGACCGCAAAUCAGGAGGACAAAUCACCUACCUGGGGUGAACCUCAGAAACCCAAAUCUCAAAACUGGGGAGAUGGACAGAAAUCAAAUCCAAGCUGGACUUCAGGAGGUGGAGAUUGGACAGAUUCAUCAUCUGUUCCUGGACACUUGGGUGAUGGGAAGAAGAAUGGAUCUGGAUGGGAUUCUGACAAUAGAUCAGGGUCUGGUUGGAACGAUUCCACGAGGUCUGGGACCAGUGGUUGGGGAAAUGGCACAAACAGCAAGGCUAAUACAGGUACAAGUUGGGGGGAAUCUUUAAAGCCAAGCCCCCAACAAAAUUGGGCUAAUAAACCCCAGGACAACAAUGUGAGUAACUGGGGAGGAGCUGCUUCUGUAAAACAGACGGGGUCAGGGUGGGUUGGUGGGCCAGUGCCAGCCAAACAAAAAGAGAACUGUGAGGCAACUGGCUGGGAAGAGCCAUCUCCACCGUCCAUUCGCCGCAAGAUGGAAAUUGAUGAUGGUACCUCAGCUUGGGGCGACCCAAAUUACAACAACAACAAGACUGUAAACAUGUGGGAUAGAAAUAAUCCUAUAAUUCAGAGCAGUACCACAACCAAUACCACCACCACUAGCACCAUUAUCAACACAAAUAUGGUUGAACCUCAGCCAUCGCACCAGUCAAGUGCCCAGCCGAACCGGUCCCCGCUGCUUGGUCCAGGCUGGGGAGAAAUGCCUACUGUCCACACAAAGACCGAAGCUUCUUGGGGAGAGCCGUCGUCUCCUUCUGCUGCAGUUGAUAAUGGCACUUCAGCGUGGGGGAAACCCCCCAGCAGUGGUACAGGGUGGGGAGAUAAUCCUGCCGAGUCGGCAGGGACAUACGGAAGAACAAAUGCUCCAGCUGCUGCCCCAGCACUGUGCAAACCAGCUUCAAAAUCUAUGCAAGAAGGCUGGGGCAGUGGUGGGGAUGAAGUGAAUCUCAAUACUAGUCAGUGGGAAGAUGAGGAAGGAGAUAUGUGGAAUAAUACUGCUUCACAAGAGAGCAGCUCCUCCUGUAAUUCCUGGGGGAAUGCCCCGAAGAAAGGACUUCAAAAGCCCAAAACAAAUCCACGCUUGUCCCUUGGUACUUUCUGGAGAACUGAAAGGAAGAGACUUCUUAAGGAUUUUGUGAUAGAAAAGCUGCACAGAGAUCUUUUAAAGGGCAUGAAGACAUCUAGCAAGCAAGAUGAGGCCUGGAUCAUGAACCGUCUGAUAAAACAGCUCACAGACAUGGGCUUCCCUAGAGAGCCAGCGGAAGAGGCCUUGAAGAGCAACAAUAUGAAUCUCGAUCAGGCCAUGAGUGCUCUGCUGGAAAAGAAGGUGGAAAUGGACAAGCGUGGAAUGGGAGUGACCGACUACAAUGGAAUGGUCACCAAACCCCUUGGCUGCCGCCCACCACCAAUCUCCAAAGAGUCUUCCAUGGACCGCCCCACCUUCCUUGACAAGCUCACCCUUUCUUUCUCCAAUCAGGAUGGCGGCCUAGUGGAAGAGCCCACUACUUCACCAUUUUUGCCUUCACCAAGCCUGAAGCUCCCCCUUUCAAACAGUGCACUCCCUAAUCAGACCCUGGGCGGGAUUGCCUCAGGGCUGGGCAUGCAAAACUUGAAUUCUUCUAGACAGAUACCGAGUGGCAAUCUGGGUAUGUUUGGCAAUAGCGGAGCAGCACAAGCCAGGACCAUGCAACAGCCGCAGCAACCGCCAGUGCAACCUCUUAAUUCAUCCCAGCCUAGUCUUCGUGCUCAAGUGCCUCAGUUUCUAUCCCCUCAGGUUCAAGCACAGCUUUUGCAGUUUGCAGCAAAAAACAUUGGUCUCAGCCCUGCACAGUUAACCUCGCCAAUUAAUAAUCCUCAGCAUAUGACGAUGUUGAACCAGCUCUAUCAGCUGCAGCUGGCGUACCAACGUUUACAAAUCCAGCAGCAGAUGUUACAGGCUCAGCGUAAUGUUUCCGGACCCAUGAGACAACAGGAGCAGCAAGUUGCACGUACAAUCAAUAACAUGCAGCAGCAGAUCCAGCAGCACCAGCGCCAGCUGGCCCAGGCCCUGCUUAUGAAGCAGCAGCCUCCCCCUCCACAUCUAUCUUUGCACCCCUCUGCAGGCAAAUCAGCCAUGGAUAGCUUUUCACCCCAUCCCCAGGCUCCCGGCCUACCUGACCUGCAGACCAAAGAGCAACAGUCUUCACCGAACACCUUUGCUCCUUACCCUCUUGCUGGACUGAACCCGAACAUGAAUGUAAAUAACAUGGACAUUACUGGUGGUUUGUCAGUGAAGGACACUUCUCAGUCCCAGUCUCGCCUUCCUCAGUGGACACACCCCAACUCAAUGGAUAAUCUGUCUAGUGCUGCUUCUUCGCUUGACCAGAACUCCAGCAAGCACGGUGCUAUACCUGGAGGUUUAAGUAUUGGUCCUCCGGGAAAGUCCUCCAUUGAUGACUCUUAUGGCCGGUAUGAUCUGAUUCAAAACAGUGAAUCGCCCGCCAGUCCGCCCGUCGCUGUUCCUCACAGCUGGUCACGUGCCAAAACCGAUAGUGAUAAAAUUUCCAAUGGCUCCAGCAUAAACUGGCCACCAGAGUUUCAUCCAGGAGUGCCAUGGAAAGGACUGCAGAAUAUCGAUCCUGAAAAUGACCCCGAUGUUACUCCUGGAAGUGUUCCAACUGGGCCGACCAUAAACACCACGAUACAGGAUGUGAAUCGCUAUCUUCUCAAGAGUGGAGGGUCAUCCCCAACAUCAUCUCAGAAUGCCACGCUGCCUUCAUCGAGUGCCUGGCCGCUUAGUGCCUCCGGCUACAGUAGCUCUUUCAGCAGCAUUGCAUCCGCACCUAGCAUUGCAGGUAAAUUGUCAGACAUCAAGUCUACGUGGUCCUCUGGCCCAAUCUCUCACACACAAGCCUCUCUAUCCCAUGAACUAUGGAAGGUACCCAGAAACACUACUGCUCCUACGAGACCGCCUCCAGGCUUAACAAACACCAAGCCAUCAUCUACGUGGGGUGCCAGUCCCCUGGGUUGGACCAGCUCUUACUCCUCUGGUUCUGCAUGGAGUACUGACAGCUCAGGGAGAACAAGCAGCUGGCUGGUUCUUCGAAACCUCACGCCCCAGAUUGAUGGUUCCACACUGCGGACACUGUGUUUGCAACAUGGCCCUCUAAUAACAUUCCACUUGAACCUGACGCAAGGGAAUGCUGUGGUCCGAUACAGCUCCAAGGAAGAAGCAGCCAAGGCCCAAAAGUCUCUGCAUAUGUGUGUCCUGGGAAACACUACCAUCCUGGCCGAGUUUGCUGGUGAAGAAGAAGUCAACCGUUUCUUAGCCCAAGGCCAGCCGCUGCCGCCCACCUCCAGCUGGCAGUCCAACACUGGAACCAACCAGACCCGCCUGGGCUCCUCGAGCAGCUCUCACGCCUUGGUGCGCAGCGACGCCGGGCACUGGAACACUCCCUGCCUGGGGGGCAAGGGGAGCAGCGACCUGCUGUGGGGUGGGGUGCCCCAGUACUCCAGCAGCCUUUGGGGACCCCCGAGCACCGACGACGGCAGAGUUAUCGGAAGCCCGACACCUUUGAAUACUCUUCUUCCGGGUGAUCUUCUCAGUGGGGAGUCCAUCUAGGAAACAAGAGAAAUAAAAUGGAAAUAACAAUCAUCAGCACUAAAGGAAAAAUAAGAAUUGUAACCCUUUCCAGUCCCGGGCUUGAUGAAGAAUCCAGCUUUAACAGAUCAGACUGGCAGCCCUUUUUAGUACCUCUGUCCAAUAUCGAAUAUGAAACUGCAGAAGUCCUUGUGAACUGUUCAUGAAACAGUAUGGGCUACUUUUGGUCAGUGUCACAUGCUAAUGACAGGUUUUAUUUUUUUCAUGGCUUUUUGUUUUAUGUUGUCUUUUUAUGUUUGUAUGGUGAUUUUAAAAACAAAGUAUAAAAGCUGCUUAGAAUAGGUCUAUCAUGAAGGGCACUUUUCAGAAUUUGGGCUGGAAAGGGUUAUUUUAUCAACUGGGGGGGACGGGGGGAAGGGGGAAAUGAAAGCCUAUUUAAAAUGAGCCUGUGACUAUUAUGCACAUUACCAGAGGCGGACCCAAUAAUCAGAAAGGGUGAAGUGUGAUAUUUACCAUUGGUACAGAAAAGUAACGGAUCGGAAUGGUAAGUCCUGACUGUACAGGUUGAGCGGGGGGGAGGGAGGGCAGGGUUGGGGUAUCUCUGUGUCCACUACUCCCAUGGAUCUGCCUAUGCACAUUACCCUUGUGUCAUUACUUUCGUCAUGUCAUUUUUUUAAUCCCAAAAAAUAUAAAAAGUAAAAAACAAAAAAAAAAACCACAAACAAAAAAAAAAACAACAAAAAAACCACAUAUCAACAUGCAAAUACUUGAAUCCAGCAGGCCAAUAACAAAAUGUGAACACUUUCUAAGUCUAAUUAUUACACUUCCAGGUCAGCAUCAGUACACAAAAAACAGGCUCUAAAAAUUUUUUUUUAAAGUUCAGACGAUAUGUUUUUGUUGGAACAGAUGUAUGUAUGUGAGCGUGCUUGUGUGUACGUGUGUGCGCGUGUAUGUGUGUGCCCAUGUGUGGUUUAACUAAAAGUGUGAAUUUUUUUCCUUUUAUUCAGUAUAUGCUUUUUAUUUGCUCAUUGGUCAAAUGUUUAAUUGUUAUUAGCUUCUAACUUUGCACUGAGUGUCCGCAGCCCUUCUUGUAGCUAAUUCUAUAAUGUUAUAAAGAAAAAAAAAGAAAAAAAAAAAAAAAAAAGAAAGAAACUGAUAGAAGGGGCCGGCGACAAUUCACGUGUAAAUGUUUACUCAAGGACUCUUAUCGCAUUUUAAAAAUUACAGUGUGUAUCUCUGGAGAAUAAUAUGUAUAUCUACCUUUAGCGGCUUUUUAUUGUGGACUAAUGCAAGAAAAUUAUUACCGGAGUAUUGCACCAUUUUUCCAUUCGGAAUAUAAAGUUUAAAAAAAAAAAAUAAACUCUUGUUGAACUGUGGCCAUAGAUAAUUGUAAAGAGCGGAUAGUUCCCUUGCAAGCAGGAACAGAAACAAGCACUUGGACAUAGGUUUUGACUGCUUUUGGAGGAGCCAGGAGUUUUGGCUCCCACCUGUUUACAGACCUUUUUUUCUCCUUCAAACUUUAAAAUAAAAAAAGGAAUUAAAAAAAAAAAAAGACAAAAAAAAAAAAAA